AUGGAUUGGGAUCUGUGCAUCAUUUGCCAAAAAAGUUCCGUUGAAAAAUUACAAUGUCCUGCAAACUCAAAGCGUAAAUAUGCUGGUGUUGGCUACACUUCAUUUGUUAGAAAUCUCGAAGAAUUCUGGAAGCUAGAAAUUACCCCUGAAUGUUUAAAUGUGGAAUGUCUCGAUGAAGGUCUUGGAAUAGAGCAAACUCUUUUGAAUAAAAAAGCUUCCUGGCACAAGUCUUGUCGAGACCUUUUCAGCAGUACCAAGUUAGAGCGUGCCAAGAAAAGAAAAUUAUCGGCAAUAGCUGACGAAAAGGACAGAGAAGAUUGCGAACAAAUCAUAGAU
Molecule: messenger RNA, 336 nt
Organism: Paramuricea clavata
Lineage: Eukaryota; Metazoa; Cnidaria; Anthozoa; Malacalcyonacea; Plexauridae
Source: the annotation of a GenBank genome assembly